Microthlaspi erraticum is the source of this 1359-nucleotide messenger RNA. Lineage: Eukaryota; Viridiplantae; Streptophyta; Magnoliopsida; Brassicales; Brassicaceae. The record is from the annotation of a GenBank genome assembly.
AUGGAGAUUAGGGAUGACUACAAAUUCCUCAGAAUUGAAGACGCUUUCAAGGCAUUGCAUCUACAUAUCAACCUCAUAGGAGUCGUCGUCGAGUUGGGUUUCCUCACUGGCUCUGAUUUUUCGUGUACGUUGAAAAUCGUCGAUCCAUGGCAUUCGGGUUCUGGGCUUACUGUUAAGUUCAUCGCUCGCACCAGUCAAGCGCUUCCUCGUGUUGAAUCGAUUGGGGACAUAAUCUCGCUUUCACGAGUAAAGAUUGUGCUUGUGAACCGCAAGAUCACUGCUCUCUGCAAUGAAACAUCUUCGUCAUUUGCUGUGUUCAGUGGGAAACACGGAGAGGAUUUUACACCGUACCAGUCGUCGCCUAAAUUUCAGAUGAGAGAACAGGAUAAGAACUUCUUGACAAAUCUGAGAGAAUGGAUGAUAACUUACAGUUUCGAAGAUGGGUCAUGCUGUUUCACAUCUCUGAAAGAUGUCAAAGAAGGCGAAUAUUCAAACCUAUCCUCCAUGAUUGUUCACAUUUCCAAAGACGAAAAAGAUAGGUGGUACAUCUUUGUUUGGGAUGGAACUGAGAUGCCUCCGUGCAAUAUCAUGGUAAAGUCAGAAAGGCUUCCUUUAUGUGUCGAACCCGCGAUUCUGCCAUUACACGUGUUACGCAAAUUUCCUACUUUUGGUUCCGUUUUGAGGAUCUUAGUAGACAAAGUUAGUGAGAAGAAGGCGCUUCAUUCUCUUCAACCUGGUCAACAAGUGAAGUUUCUGAACCUUUUCUUUCAAGUAUAUAUGGGAUUAUGGAACGCAACUUUUAGUCCGUCUACAAAGUUGCAGUACACAAUGAGCACAGAGAUUGAAGCCUUUAGACCUCAAAGGAUGUGUGGAGAGAAGUUUUCAUUGCGAUGGAACCACAUCGCUCGUUGCGUUAGUCCUUCCCACUCAGGAAUCACAGGGGUUGCUCAUGAGGACGCUCCGUUCGUUACUCUGAUGGAUAUCUUGACCUAUCACAGUGUGACGGCGAAAUUCAGGUGUGUUGUUAGGUUCAUACAAGUGUAUCCCCAAGAUGUCAGAAAAUUCCGUGAUUCCAAUGGAAAGUUCAGAUUACUAGCGAUACUAGAAGAUGCAACCGCAAGAAUAUGCGUUUCUCUAUAUGCUGAUGAAGGGGAGAAGUUUUUUGGGUGCCACCAAACUGAUGAAGAGGCUAUGUUCCAGAAACUGAAUAGAUUGUUGGGAGGUGAUGAGAUGGAUCCAAUGCUACCAAGAAAUCCUCCAUGGGUGCAAUGUUGCUUGUUCUCAUUUUACAGAAACAAGAAGGAUCAAUGGGGAAGCAGAAGAUUCAGGAUUUUUGAUACAUGGAUCAACGCUUCAUGA